Molecule: messenger RNA, 207 nt
Organism: Protopolystoma xenopodis
Lineage: Eukaryota; Metazoa; Platyhelminthes; Monogenea; Polystomatidea; Polystomatidae
Source: the annotation of a GenBank genome assembly
AUGCGUAUCUCACCCCUCUCACGUAUCCGCUAUUCAUGGAUCAGCAAGGUGGUCGCUAACCACCAGGUGACGUGGAGUCUACUUCGUCUCCUCGAGAUGCUGGUUGGCUUGUUACCCCAUCAAAUGAUCAACCCAAGUUGUCCCAAGGCAGAGCGUCUCUUGUCUAGAAUUUUCACGCACGCUAUUUAUCUACGUCUCAUCAUGUAA